AUGGUGGGCAUGAAGCGCCCUGCUGCCGCGAAGGCCAAGGUCCGCGCCCUGAGCUGCGAGGAGCUGGCCUUCAGGACCUCGAGCAUGACGACCGACGACAAUAUCAAGUUCAACGCUGAAAACUGCGACCCAGAGGACACGGCUCAGCUCAAGGCCGUCUUCGCUGACGCGGAGAUGAAGCGCCUCUGGGACCGUUUCAAGACGACCAGGCACAAGAAUCCUGAAGUGGAGGCGCAGUACCAGGAGGUGGCGAAACUCCCAGUGCGGUCGGGGAAGCAGCACGCGCAGAAGUCGCUCCUCAUGGCCUGGUUGAACGACCCUGGUUUCGGCGAUCGCUACAUGAAGAUGAACGAGUCCGUGCGCUUCUCCAAGACGACAGCGCACCAGAUGGUCCAGAAGUACGGCGAGGAAGAGUUCCAGCAGAUGCGCGACGACGGUCUCGUCCAGGAGAGGCCCAACCCCACCAACCCGAGGGCCAAGCAGUACUGGGACACCACCGAGGAGGAGUCGAAGAAGUUCGACCACUCGAAGGAGGCCAAGAUGGUGGGCAAGAAGGGCAUCGACAACGACGAGGAGUGGUUGGCGCUGAAGGACGCAAUGGGCAAGGCCAGGCCGAGGGACCAGCUCCUCAAAGGCUCGCUCACUGACCUCGGCACGCAGACCGACGACGAGGACGAGCAGCGCCGCCAGGAGACCUCGAGCGUCGGAUGCAAGGGCAAAGGGCGCGGCCGCGGUCGUGGGCGCGUGCGCGCGGACACCGUGGACGUGAAUGACCACCUCGACUACGUGCAGGACAUCACGAAGGCCCACCUGAAGAGCGACAGCCAGAUCGCCCAGGCCCUGAAGAAGUUCAAGGAGGCGAGCGCCGUGCUCAUCAGAGACACUGGCAAGAAGAUCAAGGGCGCGUCCGACAAGGCUUCCUCGUCGGACGUCAACAAGGCUGCGAAGUUCCUGAAGCAGCUGCGCGAGGUCGACAACAACUUGGAGGAUCUGGACAUGCAGGGCUACACCGCUGCCAAGGCCCAGAAGGACAAGGACGCCGACCUCGACAGCGACGAGGUGGACGACGACGACGGCGGCAAGGACAAGACCGACGGCGGCAAGGACAAGGACGUCGACCUCGACAGCGACGAGGUGGACGACGGCGACGGCGGCAAGGACAAGGCCGACGGCGGCAAUGGCAAGGACGCUGAUGGGCAGGAUGAGGGGGGCGACCUGUACGGCCUCGACAGCGACGAGGUGGACGACGACGACGACACCAUGGUCGACGCCGACGUGGUCAACGCCGAGACGGUCGUCGCGCCCUGCGGCCACAACAGCGACGAGGUGGUCGACAACGGCGCGGUGGCCAACAUCGACCACAUCGUGCCCGACAGCCCCAUCGUGCCCUACGGCCUCAGCAACGACGAGGUGGUCGACACCGAGCACGCCGACGACGGCCGUCUCAUCGCGCUCUCAUGGAGCGAGGGCGGCGUCGAGGAGACAUGGAGGUGGAGGCCGCCCAUCAGCGACGGCAAGGGCGACGGCAAGGGCGACGGCGAGGGCGACGACCCGAACAACGGUGAGGGCGAUGGCAAGGGCGGCAAGGGCGACGGCAAGGGCGGCGGCAAAGGCAAGGACAAGGACAAGGACAACAAGGCCCAGGGCAAGGGCGGCGGCAAGGGCAAGGGCGGCGGCAACGGCAAGAAAAAGGCCCAGGACAAGGCCAACGACAAGGGCCAGGCCAACGACAAGGGCAAGGGCAAACGCAAGGCCAACGACAAGGGCAAGGACGGCAAGGCCAAGGACGGCAAGGCCAAGGGCAAGAGCCCGUGCCCCGGGCCGUUCCCGCGGCGCCAGUGGCUGGCGGCCACCGCCGCGGAGCCCGCGGGCAUGGCUGCACCGUCGCCGCAGCCCCUCGGCGCGCACCCGGUCCGGCGCGCUGCCCUAGGAAGCCCGCGGACGGGCCCGCAGGAGCGCCUCGCAGAAGUGCGGCACGCCGCCUUCGAGCGCGCAGGAGGAGGAGGCGCGCUGAGUCUGCCGCUGAAGCCGGGCCUGCCGCUGGCGCAGGUGCCCGCCUGCCUGCAGGAGAACCUGGCGUGCGCCCCUGGCCUGCUCGGCGGCCUUCCCUCGCCCGCGCGGGGGCGCGGCCGGCGUCCGGCCGCACGGCUGCUCCUGGACAAGGUGGACGCCGCUGCCGGCCGCGGCGGCUCCGCCGAGGGCAGCCCCGCGGCGUGGGCGGCGCCCGGCCUCGACGCGGCGGCGCCGAGCCCGAAGGGCGACGCGGCCGCGGCCGGCAGCCCGAAGGGCAGCCCGAAGGGCGGCGCCCUCGGCCGCCCCGCGGCCAGCGCCGCGCGCGGGCUCGGCACGCCGCGGCGGUUCGGCGCCCCAGUGGACGGCAGCCCGACCGGCGCCCUCGGCCUGUUCGAGGCGCGCCCGCUGCCAGAGCCGCACCGCCUCCCGCUGGACCUGCGCCGCAAGCGCCCAGCCGAGGACGGCGCGUUCUUCGUGGACGAGCAGUUCAGGCCCCGCGGGCCGCCCGCCGCGGCGCCCGCGCCCUGCCUCCCCGCGGGCGGCCCGGCGCGCGGGGCGCCCGCGGCCGGGGGGGAGCCCGCCGAGGAGGAGUCCGACAAGGAGAACGUGCCCCCGGCGCCCGCGGCCUCGCGCGGCGCGCCUCUCGGGCCGCGCCAGCGCGCGUCGGGCACCUCUCCGCGCGCCCUGCGCGAGAUCGGGCCCUGCGACGGCGAGGAGGCGGCGGCCGCAGGCGCAGGCGAGGGCUGCUGCCCGGGCAGCCCCGGCAGCGACGCCUCGGACGGCGAGUCCUGCUGCUCCGACUUCGAGAGCGAAGAGCUGGCCGCGAAGCUCGAGGAGCGGAUCUGGCUGAACGAGGGCGGGCGGUACGACUUCGAGAUCUACGAGGAUCCGUGAGGAGCACGCGCCGCGCACCUCCCCAUGCGCCCCCGCGGGUGCCCCCUUCGGGCCCCCUGCCCUUCGAGGCAGCGCGCAGGCCACAUGCGGCGAUUGGCAGGCCGCCGUUGCAUUUGCACGCGCGAAAUUCGCAGGGCCCCCGGGGUGGAGCCAUUGCGGCGCUGUCUGCGCCAGAAUUGGCGACGAUGCUGGCGGGAUGAGCGGAAAGAGAA
This is a messenger RNA of Prorocentrum cordatum, 3119 nucleotides long. NCBI's taxonomy places the organism in Eukaryota, Dinophyceae, Prorocentrales, Prorocentraceae. The record is from the annotation of a GenBank genome assembly.